UCUGGUUUCAUAACUAAACAUAAAAGACUAGAAGAAAAUGAGAAAUAAUGUCGUUGGAGAAUACGAAGAGGUGUUCCGAAGCUUUGAUGAAGACAGCGACGGGAAGAUAUCACCGGCAGAGUUGCGUUCCUGCAUGAGGAUAAUAGGCGAUGAGAUGGCUUUGGAGGAAGCUGAAGCUUUGGUUAAGUCUUUGGAUUCGGACGGUGAUGGGCUGCUGGAAAUGGAGGAGUUCUUCAAGUUGGUUGAAGUUGAAGGAGGCGAGGAAGAGGAGAAGGAGCUGAGGGAGGCCUUUGCGAUGUAUGAGAUGGACGGGGAAGGAUGCAUCACUCCUAAGAGUCUGAAGCGAAUGCUGAGCAGGCUGGGCGCGUCAAGAGAUCUAUACACUUGUGAGUUUAUGAUUCAGAGGUUCGACAUUAAUGGUGAUGGGGUGCUUUGUUUCGAAGAGUUCAAGACCAUGAUGGCGAUUUGA
Molecule: messenger RNA, 469 nt
Organism: Dendrobium catenatum
Lineage: Eukaryota; Viridiplantae; Streptophyta; Magnoliopsida; Asparagales; Orchidaceae
Product: putative calcium-binding protein CML19
Exons: 1
Coding region: 38-469 (143 amino acids)
Molecular function (GO): calcium ion binding
Source: RefSeq, a predicted model, not a curated record